CAUAAUUUGGCGACAACUGAUCUUUGUGUUGGCCUAGUUGCAGAACCUCUCAAUGUUGCCUAUUGGAUGUCUCUGGUUUACGAAGACUGGGAUGUUUGUAGGUUCUCAGCGAUUGCAUCCUUUAUGGCAGGCUACGUGUUGGCGUCGGUAUCUAUAUUGACGUUGACUGCGAUAAGUGUGGACAGGCUUCUCGCUCUCUUACUGGGGCUAAGGUACAAACAGGUUGUAACAUUAAAGCGAACAUAUGCAGUUGUAACGACCUUUUGGGUAGUUUCCUGUGUCGUUGCGCUAUUGUACCUCGCAAGCCACCGUAUUACCGUCUGGUAUGGCCGUAUUACUAUAGUAUUUUGUCUUACGAUCACAGCCGUCUCGUACACUUACAUUUUCCUCAAGCUUCGUCGCCGUCAAACUGAAGUUUAUAAACGUGUGCAGGAAGCACAUCCAAAGUUGACAGUUCCACUUGACAUUGGGCGAUACAGAAAAGCAGUGCAUAGUGCAGUGUGGGUUCAGCUUGCAAUGGCUCUCUGUUAUCUUCCAUAUCUCGUUGUGAUGGCAUUACGUAACAACAUAACAAUGUCUUCAUCGUAUUUUCUGGCUUGGGCAGCAUCAGUUUCAUUAGUGUAUUUUAACUCAUCACUUAACCCAUUUCUUUAUUGCUGGAAGAUUGCUGAAGUGAGACAAGUAGUAAAAGAGACAAUUCGUCCAGCGCUUUGUUGCGUUUGCAGUUUUAUCAAUGUCGAUUAAUUAAAAAGCACUCAUCUUAACAAAUUUUAGGGAUAUGAACAAUCAAGAUUGCAAAUCAUUUCGUGUCAUCUUCACUGAUCACUAAC
Molecule: messenger RNA, 830 nt
Organism: Pocillopora damicornis (cauliflower coral)
Lineage: Eukaryota; Metazoa; Cnidaria; Anthozoa; Scleractinia; Pocilloporidae
Product: adenosine receptor A2a-like
Biological process (GO): G protein-coupled receptor signaling pathway
Cellular component (GO): plasma membrane
Molecular function (GO): G protein-coupled receptor activity
Source: RefSeq, a predicted model, not a curated record